Molecule: messenger RNA, 3774 nt
Organism: Ahaetulla prasina
Lineage: Eukaryota; Metazoa; Chordata; Lepidosauria; Squamata; Colubridae
Gene: ACP1
Product: acid phosphatase 1
Exons: 6
Coding region: 176-652 (158 amino acids)
Biological process (GO): protein dephosphorylation
Cellular component (GO): cytoplasm
Molecular function (GO): acid phosphatase activity; non-membrane spanning protein tyrosine phosphatase activity
Source: RefSeq, a predicted model, not a curated record
UAUCCAAAGAGGCCACCAAACGUCUUCGGCCCUGACAUUUUAAAUUAAUAUCCAGGCAAUGGACGAAGACGGACCUGGCCGUUGCCGUAAAGCGGCGAAAAGAGGCUUUACGUCAGUUCGAGAACGGCUUUGUCCGCUUUUCCUUCGCUCGUUGCCUUCGGGGUUUUGAGCGAUCAUGGCGGCGGGGCAGACGAAGUCCGUUUUAUUCGUCUGCUUGGGGAAUAUUUGCCGGUCUCCCAUAGCUGAAGCUGUUUUUAGAAAACUUGUAACUGAAGAAAACCUUGAAAACAAGUGGAGGAUAGACAGUGCAGCAACCUCUACAUAUGAAAUAGGAAAUUCCCCAGAUUAUCGAGGCCAGAAUUGCAUGAGAAACCAUGGCAUAAUUAUGAAUCAUAUUGCCAGGCAGGUUACAAAAGAUGAUUUCCUGUCAUUUGAUUAUAUUCUUUGCAUGGAUGAAAGCAACUUAAAUGACUUGAAAAGAAAAUGCAGUCAGAUUAAAAAUUGCAAAGCUAAAAUUGAACUUCUUGGUAGUUACGAUCCAGAGAAACAGCUUAUUAUUGAAGAUCCAUAUUAUGGAAAUGAUGAAGAUUUUGAAACUGUUUAUCAACAAUGUCUCAGAUGCUGUAAAGAAUUUUUGGAAAAACCUCAUUGAUGUGGCUUUGUUUCUGAACGUAAAUAAUUCUGACAUUAGUGCAAAAUCUCAAUAUUAAACUAUCAUAGUGUGCCUCUAAAAUAGAUACAUUUGUGCAUUCUUAAUUUUAAUGUUUGUAGUAUACCGAAUGGGUGUACAUUAUUUGAGAAGAUGUCUUUUUCAAAAUUAAAUUGAUUUUAUCAAAUAUAUGAUGAAUGAAUAUUGUGCUGGUCAACUAUGUAAGAAAAAAAACCUGUUGGUACUAAACCAAGUGAAUAAAUAUGUGUUAUUCCAUGUACAGGGAGUCCUUGACUUGUGACCACAAGUGAGCCUGGAAAUUAAGUUGUUAAUUAAAUUUUUAAGUUGUGGUCAUUAAGUGGCUCACCACAUGACCUGACUCAACUUUAGAACCUUCAUGGCUUUCCCAGACAUGGUUGUUAAGCAGAGUACGGGAUGCCUCAGGAGGUGAGGAGGUCUCUGAAGGAUGCUCGGCACAGGCCACGUGCAAGUUCCGGGAGUGCUGUGGUGUGCCACAGAUGCAGGGAGGCCAGGGAAAGAAGCUGUAGUUGUUGGCUCUGCAGUGCAGCGAAAUAAUGUGACACUCAGAAAGAGGCUUCCACAGUGAGGCAUAAAGCAACCCUCCCAUCAUGAACCCUGAAUGCUUGGGAAGCUCCAGUCCAGCUGCCCUCACUGCCCUGCCCUGCCCACCCCAUGCCAACUGACCUUCAUCAGCCUGGCCCUUUAUGAAAAAGACGAAAAAUGCUAAAGGCAACAGCUCAGCUGCAGUGUCGGAACUUGCUUCGUGUUGGGAAAAAAAUCUUGCCUCACUUUGCCCUGGCUCUGUGAAGAGAUCGCAAUUUCCCAAGGUUGCGCAAAACACCCUCGAUUCUAAAAGCAAAAGUUUCAGCUGGCUUUAGCAAUUUUCCCUGAAAAGAGUCAGACUGGGCAUGCCUCGUAAACUUGAUAUUUUUAAGAAGUUUCAGGUUGACUUUCCUGGGUUAAAACCGUUGAGCACAUGUUCCUAGAGGAGAGCAACACCCUUGGAGUCUCUGGGGCAUUUGGAACUUCCGAUGGGGCAGCUGCUUCGUGCUGCACUGUAGAGGUUUCCAGAGUGUUCGGCCCUGGGGAGGGCUGAUUGCUUUGUCCUGCACUAUUCAACUUCCCUGGCAUUUAAGGUCAUAGAUGGGGGCAGGAGAGAGAAGCAAGUGGAAGGAACUUGAAUUUUGAUCAUGUGACUGCAGGGAGGUUGCAGUGGCUCUAACUUCAAGCACGGGUCAUGUGUCCAUUCAGUGCGGUUGUAAGUCAAAGACCGCCUGCAUAUAGAUAUAUAACAGUUCAUUUAGUGACCAUUUGAAGUUAUAGCAGCACUGAAAAAAGUGACAUGACUUUUUCAUACCGUGUUUCCCCGAAUAUAAGACCCCGUCUUAUAUUUUUUUGAACCCUGAAAUAAGCGUUUGGCCUUAUUGCCAUGCACUCAACAGUCCGAUUGGGCUUAUUAUCAGGGGAUGUCUUAUUUUGGGGGAAACAGGGUACGUAUGACCUUGCAGCAUCCCUGUGGUUACGUGAUUGGCAAUUGCAGUGAUUCGUUUAACAACUUUGGCAAGAAAAGUUGUAAAAUGGGACAAAACUCACUUUUGGGCUCAGUUGUGGUCAUAAGUCGAGGACUAUCUGUAUUGUAGAUACAUAAAAACUCUUGGAUGUGUUAACGUGGCACAGUAGUCUGUUUCCUGUUGCUAUUAUUAACUGUGGUGUUCUAAAUAUUUUCUUUUCACAUUGAAACUUUAUAAAUACUUCCCUGUACAUUUUUAUUUGUCAGUUGCUAGGUGUCUGAAAAAUAUAUUUUGAUAUUCUUUCAUCACUUUAUGUUAUACAAAAUAUAGUACAGGAGGUGAGCCAGAAGAAAAAUAAUAAUAUAGAAAAGAUUUUAUGAUAUUCAGCCAUAUAGAAUGCUGUGAUGCAAAUAUUUGCAGUUCUGCAUUAGCACUGACAAAAUAAUUCCUUGCUGGUAUAAUCUUUUUUUAAAGAAUACAAAUUGAAGUAAAUAACUGCUUAUUUAUUUUUAAACUUAAAAUAGCUUUAAAGGCUAAUGACUUGAUGUUUGAAAAAAGUACUAUAGCAUUCUGAAGUAAGAUAAUAAUAGAUUAUGUGUUUCAAAUUCUGAUCAGUUCCUUUAAAGCUCCAGCACUAAUUUCCAUAAUAUGAAAAAACUAAAAAAAUAAUGUUAGGAAAUUAUUACAUUAUUGUUUGUUACACAAAUGUAAUCCAAAUGUAAUUAUGGGUCCUGGUACGUAUUUGUGGAAGGCAUAAAUUGAUUGGGGGAAGGAUUUAAAAGCCUAUAGAGUUUGUAAUUUUACAGUGGAAAUAAAACCACUACCUUCCCCUUACAUUGCAUUUUUACUGAUCUUCCUUAUGACAUCAUUGGUUUCUUUCUUUUCUUCACCUGCUCCCUCCUACUUUUGAAACAACAUUGUUUAUGGAUGCUUCAAGAUUAAGCCAAAGAGAAGUUGUUAGACAGAAGCAGGCAGCGAAGUCCAUAGUAAGCUGGCAAAGAUCUGCUUAUUAAAAAAGCACAUACUGAAGGAUGUUGACAUAAACCAGUGAUUCUAUGUAAAUAUUGUAUGAGUCACUUCUGAUUAUUGUCAGUACAUGCAGUGUAAUGUUGUGUGGUUAAUUAAUUGUUUAAAAGAUAACAGAGGGUUGCAUGCAAUUGUUUGCCAAAACUUUCAUCUUCUACUCAGAGCAUAUUUUGUCUGAAUUUUGCAUUUAUUCAGAAUGUUGCCAUAAUCCCUUUUUAGCCAAGAGGCCUUAUAAACACUGCAAGGGGAAGUAUAAGCCAGCGCUAUUUUCCCCCGUUCUCUUUUAGAGUUAGUUUUUGUGUGUCUUCAAGUCUUCCCAAAAGAGGAAUCUUUAUAGGCCUGUAGUGGACUUUGCUGCUGUUCGUGUUACUUUCUGGAUUUGUCAUUUUUAAGCCAUAAUUCCUAUUAAUAAGACGCUUUGCUCAAGUUCUAUUAAAAAAUACUCUAGGGACCUGUUUUGCUUUCAUUAAUGUCAGGUUUUAUUUCAAGCAAAUUUACAGAUAUCAUAAUUAACUUCCAGGCCUGUGAUUAGUAUGUGCAAGACCAAAUAAAAUAAUGAAAAAGCUA